UUGGAUCAGUGUUAUUGUCAAAUGUAUUACCUGCUCAGAAUUUAUUUCUAAGCUUUGUCAAGUAUUGGAAAUUUCAAAUUUCAUCAAUUUCAGGUGGCAUACUGAUCGCGAUACCGAGAAACGAAUAACGGGAUUGGCGAACCGGUCACUGACCGGUCUUAGGCCGUAAUGAAAUGUAAAAAGCGAAAUUAAUACAACGGUAGAAACUAUAAAUGCGAACUUGAGAGCAAAUGUAGAACGUGUGGGAUGUUUGCUUUACGUUCUUGAGGGUUUUCUGAAAUGCGGGCGACGACAGUCCCGCUACACGACACAAACCAGUUGUUUAAGCGAGACCAGUAUCACUUCGACUACCGACGGAAAAGUCAUGAAGCAGGAUUGUAUCAAGUAUUUGAUUUGCAUCGUCGUGGUAAAUUUCGGAGCAACUUAUUGCAACGAUCUUUCGAUCAAUGAUCAUGUUAAAUUAAGACAUGAACGCGGUGUUUUGGAUUUAGUUUUUGGAAGAUUCCGUACCUGCGGUGCCUGCUUAUGCGGUCGACCAAAUCGUAGAACAGCGCGAUUGUUGGGCGGUGAAUAUACAGAAUCGCAUGAAUUUCCCUGGCUUGCAAAUAUUCAUGUAAAAUCUCAGUCACUUGUUAGCGGAGUGUUGAUAAAUGAUCGUUAUGUAAUAACAGCGGCCAGUCAGCUUAUUGGAGCAACAGCACACGAAAUAAAAGUAUCCUUGGGAGAAUACGAUCGAUGCUCAUUGGACAUUUCGUCAGUGAAUAUCAGCGUCGAAUCUAUAGUUUUGCAUCCAGAGUUUAAUCCAGAGUCAGAUACUCAUGAUUUAGCUUUAAUCCGUUUGAGUCGACCAACUAAAUUUGAGAAGAGAAUAUCACCAGUAUGCCUACCCAAUCCAGGAUCAACUUACCUCGGACAAGUUGGAACUUUGGUAGGUUGGACUGCAAGCAAAUCUCAAGAUAACGUUGAUAUCAGAACAUGUAGACCACGGAAAUUAGGACUUCCUAUUUUAGGAUAUAACGAAUGUAUUAAAGCAGGAAUUGACGCAAUGAACUUUAACGAUGAUUACGGAUGUAUUGGGAUUGUAAAUACAAAUUCUUUAGUAUGCGAAAAUGAUGUCGGAUCUUCUUUGCAAUAUCGAUCAUACAUUGGUGUUUAUGAUCUUGUUGGUAUUAUUCCGAGUGUAAAUAAAUGCGACAAUACUUCCAGACCAACUGUUUUUACAAGAGUGGGCCCGCGUCUUGAUUGGAUAUUACAGCAAACUAAGGAUGCAUGUUAUUGUACAAAAUAAUAACAAUCAAACCUUCAAGUGGCUUAUUCUACGAGAAUAUUAUUACAUAUAUGCAAUAUUAUUUAUUGGUGUUCUUUUUGCUGGAUAUACGAUGUUAUAGAAAGUACACUUAAAAUAAUUUUCAAAAAUAAAUUUUGAUAAAAAU
This is a messenger RNA of Linepithema humile (Argentine ant), 1433 nucleotides long. Its product is annotated as vitamin K-dependent protein C-like. Gene Ontology annotation, molecular function: serine-type endopeptidase activity. The record is from RefSeq and is a predicted model, not a curated record. Lineage: Eukaryota; Metazoa; Arthropoda; Insecta; Hymenoptera; Formicidae. Gene Ontology annotation, biological process: proteolysis.